AUGGCAGAACUAACAACCCCAUUCAAUCUCAACCUCAACCUCACUGAACUGGAGAGAAUUACCAUCGACACAGAAGCAAUAGCCACCGACACAGAUCUCAGCAACAUCUUCUACUUCGCCGAAAUCCCGCAAAUUCCUCAAGCAAGAGAAAGUAACCUCCAAUCUCUCAUCUCCACCAUCGAAGACUGUAAAGCAUGGGAAACCACAAGAUGCGAACAAUCCGUGCAAAGCCAGAUCGCGAAAGGCAAUCUUCCAGGCGAUUCGUCUGUCGCUGCGUGUCGCAAGCGAACUGCGUAUCGGUCUAAAGUCUUGAACGUUUUACGCGCUACUUCACCUUGGAUCGUCAAUAUUGAUACCGGCGUCACUGCGAAAUUCAAGGUGCCUGCUACUAAACCUCUAAAUCUGGCUGUCGUAAAUACUCUGAUCAAUAUCGAGCCUUUGACAGCCAAUCUGCCCUACCGAAACUUUCUGAAAGCUGUAGCUGCGGCUUUUAACCCCAAGGUUGAGAUGGUACAGCCGUAUUACCAUACGGUAAUUGGAUAUCAGUAUGAUAACGUGAUUGAAGAGUUUCAGGCCGUACUGUUGACGGUGACUUUUGAGAUUGAAAUUGGAUUAACGGGCGGGACUAUUGAGUUUACUUCGACUCCUGCUACCUUCUCCGUGGAUUUGUGGGACGGAUCGAAGCCUGAUCCGGCAACUACUGAAACUGGACGGGUGCUGAAUUUGCAGAAAAGCUUGACUGUUCUUGCGCCGCCGGCGAAUGAGUGA
Molecule: messenger RNA, 768 nt
Organism: Glarea lozoyensis ATCC 20868
Lineage: Eukaryota; Fungi; Ascomycota; Leotiomycetes; Helotiales; Helotiaceae
Exons: 3
Coding region: 1-768 (255 amino acids)
Source: RefSeq, a predicted model, not a curated record